Molecule: messenger RNA, 1584 nt
Organism: Neoarthrinium moseri
Lineage: Eukaryota; Fungi; Ascomycota; Sordariomycetes; Amphisphaeriales; Apiosporaceae
Exons: 1
Coding region: 1-1584 (527 amino acids)
Biological process (GO): DNA-templated transcription initiation
Cellular component (GO): RNA polymerase I complex
Source: RefSeq, a predicted model, not a curated record
AUGCCAUCUCCGGAGCCCGAGCCGGCCGCCGCCAUGGCCCCCGAAAAGAAGGACAAGAAGUCCAAACGGGAGAAGGGCGACCACAAGUCCAAGAAGCGGCAUCGAGACGCCGAGGCCCAGCCCGAGGAGGAGCGCAGACACAAGCGGUCCAAGAGCGAAGCCAUUGCCGACGAUGAUACGGAGAACCCGCACGCCGACCGCGCCAGCAGGAAGGAGCAGAAGAGGGAGCGGAGGAAACAGAAGCGACAGUCAGAUGCGCACAACGAGCAGCCGGCGAACGGCGACACAUCCAUGGCCGAUGUACAAGAACCCACAUCGGAACCCGAGACUGGCAAGAAGAGGAAGAAGGACAAGAAGCGACAUCAGACCGAGGGAGCUGCCGACCUCGCAGCCGCCAUCACAACCAGCGCUGCCGCCACCGUAGCCGACCACGAGAAAGAGGCAAAGGCGGACAGGAGGUCGAGGAAACACAGGGACAAGACACGCGAACAAGAUGACGCCGAGGACCCCCCACAGUCGGCCCAGGCGGAAGCCCCCGAAGACAUCGAGGACGAAGAAGCUGCGCAAGCCGAGAAGAAGAGGCGGAAGAAGGAGAAAAAGGACAAGCGCCGCAAGGGUGGGGACGACUCCGCAGAUGUCAACGCCGUGGAUGUCGAUGCUGCUGCUGCCGCCACCACGUCGGCUGGCAAGCCCUUUGGCAAGCUGCCAGAGCAGCCAUAUCCCUUCUUCACCCAGCAGGUGUCGCAGUAUCUACCCCUCUUCCCGAUGGGCAUGAUCGAGCCCGUCGACGGCUACGCGGACCAGCACCUCAAGCCUCUGUUGAAUCAUUACGUGCCAGCAUUCAAGGGCGUGCUCCUGGGAUACCACGACGUCCGCUUGGGAGAGGUACCGGGCAAGGGGUCGCUGACCGAGAACAGUGACAACUCGGACGAGGCCGUGCUGGAGUCGAUCGACGAGUACGCCGUGGCCUUUGGAUGGCUGACUGCCAAGCUUGACCUGUUCAAGCCCUCUCGGGGCGCCUGGAUGGAGGGCUCGGUCAACAUGCAGACCGAAGGCCAUCUGGGCGUCGUGUGCUGGGGCAUGUUCAACGCUUCCAUCGAAGCAGGACGCCUGCCAACAGGAUGGCGAUGGGUCAGUCUACUGGGCCAGGGGCAGUCCAAGGGUAAAGGACGCGAAAAGACGCCCGAGGAAGCCAAGCUGCCAACCCCCGACCCCGCGGACGAGGGUGAUGACGAUGUUAGCCAAUUGCACACGACCGGAUACUGGGUGGACAGUCAAGGACAGCGGGUACGAGGCACGAUGCGCUUCCAGAUCAAGAACUUCGAAGUGGGCGUCAGCGGUGACUAUGGGUACCUCAGUAUUGAGGGCACCAUGCUGGACGAGGACGCCGAGAGACAGAGGGUCGCCGAGGAGCUGGAGAAGCUCAGACGGUGGAAGCUCAAGCAUGGGCUGUCACGAAAGGAGCAGAAACGGCUGCCGGACUUUAGCAUGACCAAGUUCGGCAUGGACGAGGAGCAGGAAGACGAGAGCCAGCGAGCCGAUAUCUGGAAGGGGAGCCGCCCGGCCAGCGAAACAGCAGAAUGA